GCAUUUUAACUUCACUUACGGGGAAAUGAAAGAGAAAGUCUGACAGUUCAAUUUCAACCUGAAGAGAACUGCAGUAUUUGAAUGAGGAGGUUAUUGCUGAGUUUACUUUGUUAAUUAGCUGAGGAUGAAGCCAUCCUCCUGCGACACGUUCGUGGCUUUGCCUCCGUCUACCGAGGGCCAACGCAUCAUCUUCGGGAAGAACUCGGACAGACCUUGCGAUGAAGUCCAAGAGGUGGUCUACUUCCCCGCCAAGGACUACAGUCCAGGCGAAAAAGUAGAGUGUACAUACAUAGAGAUAGAGCAGAUAGCCCAUACCUAUGCUGUAGUCUUGAGUACACCAGCUUGGCUCUGGGGAGCCGAAAUGGGGGCAAAUGAACAUCAGGUCUGCAUCGGAAAUGAGGCUGUGUGGGGGAGAGAAAGUGCUGACCACGAGGAGGCUCUGCUGGGAAUGGACCUAGUCAGACUGGGUCUGGAGAGAGCAGACACUGCAGAGAAGGCUGUAGAUGUGAUCGUGGAGCUGCUGGAGAAAUAUGGGCAGGGAGGCAAUUGCAUGGAGGAUGAGUGCACGUUUACCUACCAUAACAGCUUUCUCAUAUGUGACCGCACUGAAGCCUGGGUGCUAGAAACCUCUGGGAAAUACUGGGCAGCAGAAAGAGUUGAGAAUGGAUAUCGGAAUAUUUCCAACCAGUAUUCCAUCACCACCAAGAUUGAUAAGGAGCACCCAAGGAUGCGUGAAUAUGCACGGGAGCAGGGCUGGUGGGAUGGCAAAGUGGAGUUCAGUUUUGCCGAAGUUUACUCCUUUCUUACCAAAGGCCGUAUAGAGGCCUCUGGGAGCCGUUACUGCGAAGGCCGCAGGCUCCUGGAAAAAAGCAAAGGCCAUAUCACAGCUGAGACGAUGAUGGAGAUACUAAGAGAUAAAGAGAGUGGAAUUAAUAUGGAGGGCAUGUUCAUGACAACCGGAAGUAUGGUGUCUGUGAUCCCUAAGGAUCACUUACUGCCUGGGGUCCACUUCUUCACUGCAACACCUGACCCAGAAAGAUCUGUUUUUAAGCCAUUUAUCUUUGUGGCUGACAUAAAGCAGCUGAAGCACACAUGUUCUCCAUGUUUUGGGGAGGAUGAUCCAGUAAAGAAGAAACCUCGCUUUCAGAGUAAACCUAACCGUAAACACCCUCUAUUCAUAAAGCACGAGGUGGUGGCUGCCAUAAUAGACAGCACAAGGGAGAAAGGUCAGAGGAUUGUCCAGAAAAUGAGAGAGCUGGAGAAGCAGAAAGUGACAGAAAUGGAGCAGUACCUGACUACAGGUGUGGAAGAUUCAACACUGCUGGUCCAUCUGUUCUCAAAUACUGUUGAGGAAGAGAUCAGUGCUUACAGCAAAGCCUGAGCCAGACUGAUGAACUCUUUGACCCAAAGUGAUCAUUAAAAAAUUACGAAGAACUAUAUUUUAGAACUAUUUCAUGAUCAUGAAACAUUAGCAUGCCAGCUUAAAGUGGCAGCCAAAAUUUUCACAUUGUAAAUCAUAUAAUUUAUGUACAUUAAUUAUUUUUGAAAAUAUGUAGGUACAAUAGCACACUAAGCCAAGUAAAAUUCCAAAUUACCUUUCGUAGGAAGACUUCCAACAUGUCAACCCUUCAUAUCAGGAAGAAAGGAUCAUCAACAGUUAUCACACAUGCUAUUUUUUU
Messenger RNA from Colossoma macropomum (tambaqui), 1679 nucleotides. It is a transcript of the gene scrn3, whose product is annotated as secernin 3. Gene Ontology annotation, molecular function: cysteine-type exopeptidase activity; dipeptidase activity. The transcript is spliced from 8 exons. NCBI's taxonomy places the organism in Eukaryota, Metazoa, Chordata, Actinopteri, Characiformes, Serrasalmidae. Gene Ontology annotation, biological process: proteolysis. The record is from RefSeq and is a predicted model, not a curated record. The coding region runs from base 125 to 1381 and encodes 418 amino acids.